CCUUACUUUAGGCGGACUGGGCACGCUGGACGUCUGGCGUCAGGCUGUGGAGGUGUAGCUAUGUACCUUUUUGGCAGUGAGGAUUACGAAGUGGGUUCGGCGGACUCCUACACCAGCCGUCCAUCUGAUUCAGAUGUAUCUCUGGAAGAAGACAGGGAAGCAGUACGGAGAGAGGCAGAGCGACAGGCCCAGGCACAGCUGGAAAAAGCAAAGACAAAACCAGUUGCAUUUGCAGUUCGGACAAAUGUUGGGUACAGUGCAGCUCACGAUGAUGAUGUUCCAGUCCCAGGCAUGGCCAUCUCAUUUGAGGCUAAAGAUUUUCUUCAUGUUAAAGAAAAAUUUAAUAAUGACUGGUGGAUAGGAAGGUUGGUAAAAGAAGGCUGUGAAAUUGGAUUCAUACCAAGCCCAGUCAAACUAGAAAACAUGAGGCUGCAGCAUGAACAAAAGGCAAAACAAGGAAAAUUCUACUCCAGUAAAUCAGGAGGAAACUCUUCAUCCAGUUUGGGUGACAUCGUUCCUAGUUCCAGAAAAUCUACGCCUCCAUCAUCUGCUAUAGACAUAGAUGCCACUGGCUUAGAUGCAGAAGAAAAUGAUAUUCCAGCAAACCAUCGCUCCCCCAAACCCAGUGCAAACAGUGUAACAUCACCCCACUCCAAAGAGAAAAGAAUGCCCUUCUUUAAGAAGACAGAGCACAUCCCUCCCUAUGAUGUAGUGCCUUCUAUGAGACCAGUAGUUUUAGUGGGACCUUCUCUGAAAGGAUACGAGGUAACAGAUAUGAUGCAAAAAGCAUUGUUUGAUUUUUUAAAACAUAGAUUCGAAGGGCGUAUAUCAAUUACAAGAGUCACAGCAGACAUCUCGCUUGCCAAACGCUCAGUAUUAAACAAUCCCAGUAAGCAUGCGAUAAUAGAGCGAUCUAACACAAGAUCAAGCUUAGCUGAAGUUCAGAGUGAAAUUGAACGGAUUUUUGAAUUAGCAAGGACACUGCAGUUGGUAGUGCUCGAUGCUGAUACCAUUAACCACCCAGCUCAACUAAGCAAAACUUCUCUGGCUCCCAUUAUAGUAUACGUAAAGAUUUCUUCACCUAAGGUUUUACAGAGGCUAAUAAAAUCUCGAGGGAAAUCUCAGGCCAAACACCUUAAUGUUCAGAUGGUGGCAGCUGAUAAACUGGCACAGUGUCCUCCUGAAAUGUUCGAUGUAAUUCUUGAUGAGAACCAGCUUGAAGAUGCUUGUGAGCACCUUGCUGACUACCUGGAAGCCUACUGGAAGGCCACCCAUCCACCUAGCAGCAAUCCUCCUAACCAGCUUCUCACUCGCACACUUGCAACAGCCACUCUUCCUAUUAGCCCAGGUCCAAAUAUUAAUUUACAGGGAUCUCAAGGAGACCAGAGGAAUGACCAUUCAGUCCCUGAACGCAGCAGUUCACAAAUCGAAGAGGAAGCACGGGUUGAGCCCAUCAAGAAGUCCCAGCAUCGCUCUUCCUCAAGCCAACACCACAACCAUCGCAGUGGUGUUAGAGGCCUUCCUAGGCAAGAAACUUUUGACUCAGAAACACAAGAUAGCAGAGAUUCGGCUUAUGUAGAGCCAAAGGAGGACUACUCACAUGAGCAUGGUGACCACUAUGAUUCUCACAGGGAUCACAAUCAUAGAGACGAGUCCCACGGGAGCAGUGAUCACAGACAUAGAGAAUCAAGGCAUCGCUCAAAGGAGAGGGACCGCGAGCAGGACCACAAUGAAUGCAACAAACAGCGUAGUCGGCAUAAAUCAAGGGACCAAUAUUGUGACAAGGAUGGGGAAGUGAUAUUGAAGAAGCGUAAUGACACAGGAGAAUGGAACAGGGAUGUUUACAUCCAUCAAUAACUUUUGCCUCCGGCAGUCUUGUGUUUCUUUCAAGUCUUGUAAUGAUACCCCCUGACAAUAUCUUUGGGUUCUUCAUUGCAGAACAUAUGGUAUCCUUCUGUAUGCUGAUUUGUAUUGCUGUUGCUUGCAUAGCAAUAGCAUGAAAUAGAAUAUUCAUAUACUUAUUUUUUUGGUUAGUGCUAUAUGAAUUAGCGUAGUACAACUGCAGUGUUCCUGAUGUUGUACUAUGCCAUUUUUCAAGCUGUUUUUUGGUAGCUGCCACUUGAACAAUAUCUGUUGCCAUCAAGGUGUUGUUAGUGUUUUUUAAAAAAAGGUACAUUUGAUGUUUAAUGACUUCCCGUGUAUUCAGCAAGUCAGAAUCAGCACAUAAAAAAAGAAAAUCGAAAACUUUUGUCUGCUCUGAUUUUUAAUUUGUAUGUACUUGAUUUGCAGAUUGAUUUAAGAGCCCCUCUCUGUUGCUUGUACCUCUGGUGGACUCCAUUCGAAGACAGAAUUCAGUCUUGCCUUACACACAGGGGGAUCAUAAAUCAAAAUCUAUUUUCUAUGUACUGGUACUGUGUACUGUAUAUACAGUUUAUAAAUGUUAUUUCUUGCAGACACCUUCUUACUAUAUAAGUUUGAUCACACUGUUUUAGAGUCCUAAUGCCAAGUCAGCAGAUUUGCUUUUGAAUUACUGGCAACUGGAACUAGCCUCGUUUAGGAAAUCUGUAACAGUGUUCAAUCUAAAUACUUUUUCUUCUGUAGCAGAAAGCUUAUUGUAAAUACGAAUGAGAGCUUGAGAUAAAGGGUCUAACUCUUAUACCUUGCAAACCCAGUUUUGCAUUUUAAAUUUAUGGUAAAGAUACUGAACUUACCACUAUAAAUUGUUCUUCUCUGUAGAGGUCACAAAAUCGCAAUGGGCACAGUUUAGGUUUUGUUCUGUUGUCAGAAUAAUAGAACACAUAUGACAGAGGUGUGUAUGUGAGCAGGUGGGUGGUGGAUGGGCAUACGUGUGUGUCUGCAUGUUAGGCAGCAACGUGUGAGAAUUUGCUGAAGAAAACAAAGGUUACUCAACAGCCCAACAGGUCUUUUUCUUCAUUCUAUUACAUUGAAAAUCCAAAUUGCAGUCAGGGAAAAUGAGGGAGUUUACUGACCCAGGUAACUGAGAAAGCAUAAAUCUGCUGGCUCUUUGUUGAGACUUCAGGAGAGUAAAACCAGGCAAAUGUUACUCUGUUUCACUGGAAAUGUAAAAUCCUUGUGGUUUAGAGUAUUUGUUUUAGUAAGAAAAGUUUACACAGC
This is a messenger RNA of Melopsittacus undulatus (budgerigar), 3135 nucleotides long. It is a transcript of the gene CACNB2, whose product is annotated as calcium voltage-gated channel auxiliary subunit beta 2. Gene Ontology annotation, biological process: calcium ion transmembrane transport. Gene Ontology annotation, molecular function: voltage-gated calcium channel activity; protein binding. NCBI's taxonomy places the organism in Eukaryota, Metazoa, Chordata, Aves, Psittaciformes, Psittaculidae. Bases 61 to 1857 code for a protein of 598 amino acids. Gene Ontology annotation, cellular component: voltage-gated calcium channel complex. The transcript has 13 exons. The record is from RefSeq and is a predicted model, not a curated record.